Molecule: messenger RNA, 1545 nt
Organism: Radiomyces spectabilis
Lineage: Eukaryota; Fungi; Mucoromycota; Mucoromycetes; Mucorales; Radiomycetaceae
Product: AP-2 complex subunit MU-1
Exons: 9
Coding region: 51-1337 (428 amino acids)
Biological process (GO): clathrin-dependent endocytosis; intracellular protein transport
Cellular component (GO): AP-2 adaptor complex; cytoplasmic vesicle
Molecular function (GO): clathrin-cargo adaptor activity
Source: RefSeq, a predicted model, not a curated record
AGUCGAUUAUCUCUGGGAUUCUCAUAUUGUCAUCAUUUGCGACGAGGGAAAUGAUAAGCGCAUUUUUCAUUUACAACCAAAAAGGCGAGGUGCUCAUCUCUCGAUUAUAUCGCCAUGAUCUGAGACGAUCGGUAGCUGACAUUUUCCGUAUUCAAGUCAUCUCCAACACCGACGUGCGUUCGCCCAUCGUCACUUUAGGCUCGACAUCCUUCUUUCACGUCCGUCACGAAAACUUGUACAUCGUCGCUGUUACCAAAUGGAAUGCGAAUGCCGCUCUGAUAUUCGAGUUCUGUUACCGGGUCGUCAACAUUGGUCGAAGCUACUUUGGCAAAUUUGACGAAGAAGCAGUAAAGAAUAACUUUGUUCUCAUAUACGAAUUGCUGGACGAAAUUCUCGAUUUCGGUUAUCCACAGAACAGCGAAACCGAUACAUUAAAAAUGUAUAUUACAACGGAAGGCGUCAAAUCCGAACGAGCCGCAGAAGAUUCGAGCCGAAUUACUAUCCAAGCAACCGGUGCUAUCUCGUGGCGACGAAACGAUAUCAAAUAUAGAAAGAAUGAGGCGUUCAUCGAUGUUAUUGAAAGCGUCAAUAUGCUCAUGAGCAAUACAGGAACCAUUUUACGGUCGGAUGUGGCGGGACAGAUUCUCAUGCGAGCGUAUUUAUCGGGUGUUCCAGAGUGUAAAUUCGGCUUGAAUGACAAACUUUUACUGGAAAAAGGGACAGCCAACGGCAUAAAUGCUCGACGUUCAGAUGCUGUGGAAAUUGAUGACUGUCAGUUUCACCAAUGUGUUAAAUUGGGAAGAUUUGAUACAGACCGUACAAUCAGCUUUGUGCCUCCCGAUGGUGAAUUUGAGCUGAUGAGAUAUCGUACCACGGAAAACGUCAAUCUACCCUUCCGAGUACAUCCUGUUGUUAAUGAAAUUGGCAAGACCCGUGUUGAGUACAAGAUCAAUGUGAAGGCCAAUUUCUCGCCCAAAUUAUAUGCGAAUAACGUCGUACUAAAGAUUCCGACCCCGCUGAAUUCUGCAAAGGUGGAAGUGCGAGUAGGCUCGGGCGGCAAAGCCAAAUACGAGCCUUCGGAAAACUGUAUUAUAUGGAAGAUUUCUCGUUUCCAAGGGCAAUCUGAAUAUACCCUCAGUGGUGAAGCUGAGCUUACCUCCAUGACGAACAAGCGCGUAUGGUCGCGACCACCAAUAUCGAUGGAUUUCCAGGUGUUAAUGUUCACGUCUUCUGGUUUAUUGGUGCGAUUCCUAAAAGUGUUUGAGAAGAGCGGGUACCAAUCUGUCAAAUGGGUACGAUACAUGACCAAAGCCGGUUCCUACCAAAUCAGAUUUUGAUCAUCCAGGGCAUGCAUAUGUUAGACACGCUGAAGAUAAUGACUUGAUUAUGAUGCUUUUACCUUGCUCAAUUAUUUCCUUUUUUUUUCUCAUACAUCUACCUCAAUGCGUCAUACUCUAGGAGAUUUUGUUUCAUCGUGUCAGUAAUAAAGUGCUAAUAGAAAGAUAGACAGAAUGAACUGAUGACCACUGUAUCAUGUUCAAGGAG